CGGGAGCGCAACGCCCCGGGGACCGGAGCCCAAGAUGUGCAAGCCGAGCAGAGGCAGCGGCUGCAGCAGCUCCGGAGCUCGAAAGAGGGACGGGGACCGACAGUGUCAUCCAUCGCUCGUGGCAAGUCUGCUCUCCUGACUUGCCUGCCGUCCUUCCCCCGCCCCUCCCGGCGCUCCCCCCAAAGAAUGUCAGCCAAGUCGAAGGGGACCACAUCCUCUUCCUCCGCCACCUCCUCGUCCGUGUCCUCUCCAGCCGAAGGGGUGCCGCCAGCUUCCAAAGCCAAGGUGAAGGAACAGAUCAAGAUAAUCGUGGACGAUUUGGAAUUAGUCCUGGGGGACCUGAAGGACGUGGCCAAGGAGCUGAAGGAGGUGGUUGACCAGAUUGAUACACUCACUUCUGAUCUGCAACUGGAAGAUGAGAUGACUGACAGCUCAAAAACAGACACGUUGAAUAGCAGUUCAAGUAGCACAACAGCAUCAAGUUUGGAAAAAAUAAAGGUUCAAGGCAGCGCCCCACUCAUCAGGGCUCCGGCCCAUCCAUCUGCUAUUCUAACAGUAUUAAGGAAACCUAAUCCACCCCCACCUCCUCCACGAUUGACUCCAGUGAAGUGUGAAGACACCCACAGGCCAGUUAUCUCUGCCAAUCCAGUAAAGACUAAUGGGACUCUGCUACGAAAUGGAAGCUUACCAGGAGGACCUAAUAAAAUUCCAAAUGGAGAUACAUAUGGUAUAUCAAAUAAUAAUUUGGACAAAGUUCCGAUACAACCUCUUAUGCACAGAACUGAGAAAGACAGAUGUCCUCAAGCUGGAACACGGGAACGGGUACGAUUUAAUGAAAAGGUGCAGUACCAUGGCUAUUGUGCUGAUUGUGACAUGCGGUAUAAUAUUAAAAACAGGGAGGUUCAUUUGCACAAUGAGCCUGCUCAUAACCCAGGAAAACCUCCUCAGCAGUGUCCUCCCUCAUCACCACCUCCUUCACCACUUCCUCCUCCCCAAUUAGAAAAUGGUGGGGUGGGCAUAUGUCCCAGUAAUAGCUUUCCCCCUCUCAGACCUGCAACUGUGCCUCCACCAACUGCACCAAAACCCCAAAAGACCAUCCUGAGGAAAUCAACCACAACAACAGUGUGAUUUUUCCCCACCUGGAAAACUGUUUUCGCUUUUGUUUUGUUUUUUCUUAUGUACAAAUAUUGAAAAAAGGUAAAGAGCACUUUCUACAAAAGCAAUAAAAAGCCCAAAUAUAUUGCACCCUUUCUUCUGUGAAGUGGCAAAAAAAUUACAUGCUCCUUCAGGCUAGAAGGUAUCUGAAUAUUUGAUGACACAAUAACCAGUUCUCCUAUGACAGAUUUGACAGUGCAACCUCUUUCAGGCAAUACUACAUAAUAACAACAUCGACUCUCCUUAGAGCAUGAGGACCCUUGAGCCUGAGCACAACUGAUAUCUGGUGCCAUCUACAUUACUACACCGGCCUCAUUUAGCAGCUAUGAGCUGAGUCCUGACAAAAGCCACAGCCUUAAGCACCAUGCACUCUGAUUGAAGAAACGGAAGUCAGUUACUUUUGUGACCCAUUGCAGAAACAACAAUUGCCGAACAGCAUUCCUGUGAUCCAGCCAAAUGUGUUAAAUAGAUGUAGCAAAAUGAAAGUUGGAAGCACUUAAAUGGAUCAAGCGAUGCCAAUGCCUAUUGUGUGGAAGAGAAGGCUAUUAUUGUCUCCUGUGCAAAUUCAAAGCCAUAGAAGAGAGAAGUUGAUGCUAAAAUGCUUGGAAAAGGUUGGUUCCUGUCCUUUGCUGAAACAAUUCAACUGUUACAGCAUGCAGCUCAAUGCACUUCUAAUAUUUGCACUGUCGCUUUCAUUCAGGGGAAUGAUGUAAGCCAUUAUUUGCACAGAUGGCCACAUGAAAUUUUAGCCAACAAGAAGAUGUAUGUUGAGAGUUUGAGAGCAAAAAAUAAAUAAAUUUGUGUACAAAAAUGAAGAAAACAUAAAGUCCCUCCAUCACUUUGCAGCUGGAAUCUUUGAGAAAGCAAAUACUUGCUCUUAGAACUGAGAUAACAAUAAUGAUAACAAAAAAAGCAUCAACAAGCUAACAUGGAUUUUAGAAUCAAUCUAAUUUUAAUACAUUUUUGUAUCAGUGUAACAACAAAGAAAUUAACCAAGAUAACUGAUAUGUUCCUAAUGAAUACUGACAGAAACUUCCCAAUUACUAUAAAGGAAGAAAACAUGUUUGUAUUACAUAUUUGACAUAUGACAUUUUUAUAGCUAAAAAUCUGUUCUACAUGGAAAAUGUAUCAGAUAAAUAGGCAUUUUCAGUUUAUUUUUCUAAAUAAAUGUGUUUGUAUCAUUUGCAUUUAAUUAUUUUUGCUGAUUUUCAUUACUCAACCACUAUUUCCUCUUUCACUAAAAAGGGAAACAUAAAGAACCAAAACAUAGGUUUUGCCAUGCUAAAAUCAGAAUGAUUUGCAGACUGAAAGCUUUAAUAUAGAAUGUUGUUUGUAGAAUUAUAAAGUAUAUUUCUAUGGUAAAUGCAUAUGGAAAGUAAGAAACUCUGUAUUUUAAACUUUACUUUCAAUACAUAGGUUAUUUUUACUAUUCCAAGGAAGUAUUUAGUUAGCAUAGUUUAUUGGGGAGUCUUAGAUAUGAUUAAUUAUGUUUGCUAUAGUUUAUAUUGAAGCUAUAUGUGCAUAACACAAGACAUGAUCCAGUACCUGAUCUCUGCACGGUCAAAGGAUCUGAGGGUAAUAUACAACACAGUGAGUGUUAGUAUCCAUCUCAAAAAAUAAUUCCCAUAUAUUAGGCCUCAGCUCC
Pseudonaja textilis is the source of this 2800-nucleotide messenger RNA. It is a transcript of the gene PRR16, whose product is annotated as proline rich 16. NCBI's taxonomy places the organism in Eukaryota, Metazoa, Chordata, Lepidosauria, Squamata, Elapidae. Gene Ontology annotation, biological process: positive regulation of cell size; positive regulation of translation. The record is from RefSeq and is a predicted model, not a curated record.